ACACACACACACACAACAACAACAACAGGCUGGAGCAGAUAUGGCUGCAUAUUGAGGGAGUUUUUCGUCAGCAUGAUCCAAAUCAUAUGCAGAUGCUCUGAACAUCUUCAGAACUUCUUACAGAAUGAUGAGGAACCUCAGGUGAUGUGGCCGUUGCUCCUGCAGGAUGUGUUGGGAAAUCUCAGAAUUACACAACUUUAGAGCACUACAUUGACAGAACGAAGGAAAGCCGUCUGACCACAACACAUUCUGUUCUUAUGAGGGAUACAUACAUACUGUCCACCCCAGUAUUCCCAACAUGACAAUCCGAAACGCUUUCGUGGUUCCUUGAAACGUUUCAGACUGCGGGCGAUCUGAAAGCAAGGGGAGUGUGGACAAGGCAAUGAAUGCAGUGAAGAGCACUAAAAACAGUCCCGAUCAGAACUCCAGAGCAGGUCCAGACCAUGACUCCAGCAACAGGAGGAAACCGGACCUCCAUACCUCUCCACACACCGAGCGUAAGAGCGUCCUGCAGUUGAGACUCCAGCAGAGAAGGACACGAGAGCAGCUCGCAGACCAGGGCAUCAUGCCUCCCUUGAAGAGUCCGGCUGCAUUCCAUGAACAGAGGAAAAGUCUUGAGAGAUCCAAGACUGGAGAUUACCUAAAGCAUAAAAUCAGAAGCCGACCAGAUAAAUCUGAGCUCAUCAACAUGCACAUUUUACAAGACACGGCCAGCGAGGGUCCUGCUCAAGACUCGCAGACGAAACUCAAGCGAGCCAGGCUUGCAGACAACCUGAACGAGAAAAUCGCUCUGAGACCGGGCCCACUGGAGCUUGUUGAGAAGAAUAUCAUUCCUGUCGAUUCCACUGUUAAAGAAGCAGCAAUAAAAGUGAACCAUGGGAAGUACCCCAAGCAGGAGGACUCGUAUGCUUUUGAGGAGGACAGCAGCAAUGAGAGUCUGUCCCCUGAACAGCCUCACAGUGAAGAGUCGCAGGGUUUCACUGAACCCCUCCCGGAGAACAAAACCAGCGGCUCGGCCUCCCCCACCAUAAACAGCACCAGCCAUGGGUCUCAGAACAAAGAUGUCACCACUCAAAACCAAGAGGACAAUGCACAUGCCACAAACAACCAGGCAUCUCCACCCAUUCCAGUCCCUGCUAUAGUCAAGCAGUCCAAAAUGUCCGACAAGAACCGCCACAAAAAGCCCAAAGAUAUCAAGCCCAAAGUGAAGAAGCUCAAGUACCACCAGUACAUCCCUCCGGACCAGAAGGCAGAAAAAUCUCCACCUCCACCAAUGGACUCCGCCUACGCUCGGCUCCUUCAACAACAGCAGCUCUUCCUGCAGCUGCAGAUCCUCAGCCAGCAGAAACACCAGCAGCACUCACAUUCCCAUCAGCACCAGUGUCCACAGAGCCAGAGCUUCAGUUACCAGCCCUUAAACCAGCACACACCAAACAAGCAAUCCAGUGAACAACAAACAUCAUGCAGUUCAAGUGUACCAACUAGCGGUGUAAACAGUAGCUCCUCAUCUCCUGUAAAGACCACCUACUGUAAUCCCACCCCCAUGACCUCAGUAAGGCCAGGACCAUUGCCUGCGAACCUGGAUGACUUAAAAGUGUCUGAGCUAAGGCAACAACUGAGAAUACGUGGCCUGCCUGUGUCUGGCACCAAAACGGCCCUAAUCGAGAGACUGCGGCCCUUUAAAGAUUCCAGCUCCAGUUCCCCGUCCAGCUCUGGAGACAUCAGCACUAUGACUUUCCCAGUGACCCCCACAGGAUCUCUGUCGUCCUACCAAUCCCCGGGAUCUUCAAGCGUCAUGUCUCAUGGUGGGGGUUAUUACCCGUUCUGCAGCACCAGCUCCACUCCACCCAUCUCACCAGCCUCUUCUGACCUCUCAGUCAGUGGCUCCCUGCCCGAUAGCUUCAGUGAUGUCACAAUGUCCUCCCCACAAUUUGGCCUACAGCCAUCACCAGCCCAACUGAGCACGGAUGAAGCCCAGAGCAUUUCAGGUGGCCUUGGAAUGGGUUGCCAGGCUGGUUUAGAGUCUCUAGGUAUAGAUGCUGAAAAGGACAAGAUGUUGGUGGAGAAGCAGAAAGUGAUUGAAGAACUCAUAUGGAAGCUGCACCAAGAGCAAAGACAAGUGGAGGAGCUGCGGAUGCAGCUCCACAAGAGGAAGCGUGGCCACUGCUUGCAAGACUGCCCUGCUCCACCACCAGGACACCCACCGCAACACAUGAUGCAUCUUCAGCCUCCAGCUCAGAUGCAACAGUUUUAUGAAGUGUCUGUUAAACAGGAACAUGUGGCUUCAAGCUGCCCUCUUUCAUCCAAACAGCUCAAAGGUUGCCCAAGCAAUAGCUGCUUGGAGAGGAUGGAUCACUGUGAUUUACACAGUAGUCCUCACUGCCUCGAGGUGCCUUCUUCUGGAAGUCCUCCUGGCCUCUCAGCAUUUCUGAGCCCUCAAUGUUCUCCUCAAGAUUCGCCCGUAACCAAAAACUCCAGCAGCCCCCAGCCCAACAGCCUGCCUUCAUCCCCCAGCCACCCAUACAUGCUGACCCCACCUCUGGGUAGAGACGGAUGCUCUCACUCAGUCCCUCGAAAUGGACCCAGAACGCAUAAUAUGCAGCUUCAGCAGAAAAAUAUUGGACAGUCGGUAAGCUGCGGAUAUGCAUCUGACCGAAGAAGCUUGCAGCCUAUAUACCAAAGCCCUGCGGAGAACAACUUAAACCACAGAGGGUUAUCCAAGGCCAAGAAUGCUAACAUGCAAAAAGAGGCAAUAUUGCACUCUGCCAGGCACGUUGAGCCAAAGUCUCCCACAUCCACCACUGCCUUCUGUAGUUCAGAUUCGUCUGCAUCCGACACUAAACAGCCCCCAUGCUAUGAGGAUGCUGUUAAACAGCAGAUGACCAGAAGCCAGCAGAUGGAUGAACUUCUAGACGUCCUUAUUGAGAGCGGAGAAAUGCCAGCUAACGCCAAAGACGAGAGGUCACCUGUAACCAAAGUUGUGCCUCACCUUACAGUUUCACCGAGCAGCGGCGCAACAUCCAUACCGAAGUUCCACAGACACUUCAGCCACACCUUCAUUCCCUACGACCACGUGGGAGGUCACGGGGACGGCCACUUGGAGGUGCUGCUGAGCCGGCAAGGAGACGCGGUGCUUUUAAAGAUGGGUGCUGAAGAUGGACACUUGGAGGAGGCGGGAGAAAGCUUCACCGUCCCGCAACACGACGAGAAGUUGCUUAUCAACCGUGAUAUGAUGGACACACCUUUAUCCCCAAUGGCAACCAAAGUCUCGCCGGUCGCUGCCGAGAACCAAGGGCUUUUUACGGAGUCACCGUGGGAAACGAUGGAAUGGUUGGACCUGACUCCACCCAGCUCGGCUACAGCGUUUAAUAGCAGCAUCCAUCCUCCUGGCCCGAGCAUCUUCAACACGGAAUUCCUCGACGUGACAGAUAUCAACUUGAACUCUGCAAUGGAUCUGCACUUAGAACACUGGUGAGCUGGAGCACACUCCUCCGACAGCAAGAUGACCAGCUAAUGUUUCAAUGCCAAAGCAUCACUUCGAAAAACAUCAUUUCAAAACCCAAAGAUCUCGACAUGCUGCAGAUGAUAUGAGAUUUUAUUCAUCUUUUUAGCUUUAGGAAUCUUUACUAGUUUGAAAGUAAGCAUUGGGGUUUUAAUAUUGUUUUAUCACGGUCCAUCAAAACUUGAAAAUCGUUUUGACUGGAUUCUGGGAAAGAAUGUUUUUAUUACUGGAAAAAAGAAAGAUCCUACAAAGCAAAUUGGAUUCAAGCAGGGAUGUCCAUACCAAAUUCAAAAGCAUUUUGUGAAAUCAUAUUGUAAAUAUUCCAUUGUACUGACAACAACGAAACCAAUUUGACGUUUUAUUUUGUAUGCACGUUUGUGGUGUGGGAAACACGUUCACGAACAUCAACCUAGUAUAUCACGUACUCUAUUGUGCUUUGUAAAUAUUCAUUCACACUUUGCACCUUGAGUAGUAGGGCUUAGUCCUAAAUGUCACACUUUUGCUUCUGCAUAUAUCUUUAUAAGCAUUUAUUUUUCUGUUAUCUCCAUUUAAUUGUUAAAUUUAUUUAGAGACCCGAAGCUUUUGGUUUUUGUGUUACUCUUGAGUUAAUGUGAGAGUAUAUUAUUCAUAUUCAGAAAGGAUAAACCAUUUGAUUCUUAAACUACAUGUGGUCUUCACAAUCACUGGAGAAAUAACUGUAAUUGAAUCAAAUUUUGUAUUUUCUAAAAUAAGAGUUGAACACUCAUUAGGGCAAAGAUUGAUUAUUUGAUCACUUCUUAUUCCAGCGUUUUCCAUUCUAAAAUACCUAAAGUCACUUAUGUUAUUUUAGACUCUUUUUUUAUUCCAUUAAUAGGUUUGAUAUAUUUUUUGCUCUUAAGAUUGUACUCUUCUGAUGUAUUUAUUUAAUUUUCAUUUCUUUAAAUUGGCAUAUUUAUACAAACAUAUUUAUGAGACAUUCCUUUUCAUAAAACAAAAGAACAAAAUUUAAGAGUAAACUUGCAAAUGGUUCACCAGUUUGAAAAUGGUUAACAAAACAGUAUCAGGAUCAAUUGAUAUUGAUGAUGUUACAUAAUUCCCAAACAUUUAUUAAUGUAUUGUACAUGCACUGAUAAUCCUUUGCUUUUGCUACAGUUGCUACUCUGAAACCAAAACAGAAAUUAUUUGAUUCAUGCUGUUUAUUCUUAAACUCAAAGUGUGAAAUAAUGAAUGUAAAAUGCCUGACAGAACUGUUCUCUUCUGCCAAUGUCAAUCAAGUCUCAAAAGAGAAGCAAUAAUGAUGGGUGAUCUAGAUUUUACCAGCACUUGUGAAAAGAAAAUCUAAUAUAUAGGCUAUUUUAACUUCAACUGUGAAAUAGGAUUACAUCAAAUGUGGUAAAUUUGGGACCUUAUUUUUUAAAAUGAUUAUUGAUUAGCAAAAACAUGAGUUUCUUUAUAAAUAACAUUAGCUGACCAGAAAAACUGUGAAUUUUUUCUUAGUCUCUAACAUUUCACUCAGCCUUCAGCUUCUGAGUUGUACAGAAUAUACUAUUUGUCCCAGGGAUGAGUGGGAUGGAUGCUAUAGUGCCUUCAGUAUACCUAAAUAUGACAUGAAUCUGACUUUUAACAAGGCUUUGACACAAAACAAUUUGGGUUAUAAUUACCCAAUUAUUAAGCAUUAAAGGGCAUUAUAGACCAUGAAUAAGUGCUAUAUUAUGCUCACUAUGACUCAGUAUUAAACGCAGUACUGUUUAUAAGUAUUAAUGACCAGCAUGUGUACUAUUAAAUCGAGAACAAUUUUAAUUUAAAUAUUUUAGGUUUAUAAUCAUGGUCCUAAAUAGUGAAAAUGUUUUGUAUUGCAUUGCAGUAUCAAUUUAUUAAGAAAAAAAAUCUGUUUUUUUAUCAGUCCAAAUGCUCAUUCUGCCACUUCAAUGAGCAGUCCAGUAGAACUUUGCUAACUUUCCAAUUCUAUUUUUUUAGAUUGUAAAAUAUCAUUCCACAACAGGUCUGCUGAUCUUGAUGCAGAAUAUCAACAGUGUUUCUAACAAAAUUACAGUAUUAUUGGUUUUCUCACAGGAAUUUGUAACUAGUUUACAAGAAUUCGUAUAAGCGUAUAAUAAAAAUGUAUGAUUACUAGAAAAAACCUCAUACUGAAGCCACUUCCCUAACCUCACCCCCAAACUUAACGUCAAUGGUGCGAAUGCAAAUCUUAAACGUGCGAAUGACAUUGUAUGAUUUCAUACAACUUAGCCACCUCGUAAAAUAGUUACGCAUUGCCAUGAGAUUGUGUUGGUUUUUGUCUUGUUUCUUAAUUUCUCUUGGGGAGAACUAUAUACAAUCGACAAAAAGCUUUUGUGUUGCUUGGCCACUAAACAACUUUACAAUGUAAACUGUCCCAAUACUUGUCUACACCGCUAUAUUAGUUACAAGAGUUCAAUAAACAACAUAAAACCAACCUUGACUCCAUCAGUCUUGUCCACUUUUGUAAAAAAAAAAUGCAUCACCCAGUUACUGUACCAGGUGUUCUAAUGAAUUACUGUUCACAAAGACUGUUAUUAAAAUGAAAAUGCAUUUUAUUAUCCAAAGCGUCUAACAAAUGAGGUAAACAAUGGAAGCAAUUGGAACAACAUAAGGACAACAAAAAUCAUAAGCGCAGUAAACCUGGUCUCAUAUAGUCUACCACAGUAUACAAAGCUAAGGUUUUUUUUAAGGAUAGAAAGAGCAGAAAAGAAAUAGAAGUCAGAAUUAAUCGGACGGAAGAGAUGUGUUUUCAGCCGAUUCUUAAAAAUGGAUACAGAAUCUGCUGAUCUUGUAGCAGCAGGCAGGUCAUUCCACAAAUGCGGAACAGAUGCAGAGAAGGUACUUGAGAGUGAUUUUUUCCCUUUUUGGGAUGGCACUACAAGACAUUGUUCAUUUGCAGAGCAUAGGGAUCUGGCGGGUACACAAGUCUGUAUUAGUGAGUGAAGAUAUGGGGGUGCCGAACCAGUGGUGGUCUUGUAGGCCAGGAGCAGAGCUUUGAAUUUGAUGCGAGCGACUAUAGGGAGCCAAUGUACUGUAACUUAAUGAAGAGAGGAGUGACGUGUGCUCUCUUCGGUUCAUUGAAGACCACUCUUGCCGCUGCAUUCUGGAUCAUCUGCAGAGGUUUGGUUGUGCAAGCUGGAAGUCCAGCCAGUAGCACAUUGCAACAGUCCAGCCUGGACAGAACAAGAGCCUGGACUAGGACUUGCCCCAGUAGCAUGUAGCAUGCCCCAACAGGAAAGGUCUAAUUUUCCUAAUGUUGUAGAGGAUGAAUCUACAGGCCCGGCUGGUGCUGGCAACGUGAUCCGUGAAGUGUAGCUGAUCAUCGAUUACCACUCCCAAGUUUCUGGCCGUUCUGCAAGAAUCUAUGCAUCGACCGGGAUUACAAGCAGUUCUGUUUUUGCAAGGUUCAGCUGCAGGUGAUGGUCCUUCAUCCAGACCGAAAUGUCACUCAGGCAUGCUGAAAUGCAUGCAGAAACAGUCGGUGUGAAAUGACAGAUGGAGUUGUGUAUCAUCCGCAGAGCAGUGAUAGGAAAAGCCAUGUUUCCUAAUGACAGAACCUAGGGAUGUCAUGUAUACAGAAAAGAGCAACAGUCCAAGCACUAAACACUGAGCCCUGAGGCACACCUGUAUUGAGAUCUUGGGACUCACAAGACCUCAUUGAAAACCAGACUGGUUGCUGUCCACGAGGUUGUUCUGUGUGAGUAAGGAGGAGAUGUGGUUAAAUACAACACGCUCAAGAGUUUUGGCAAUGAAGGGAAGGAGAGAUACCGGUCUGUAGUUAUCAGUUACAGUGGGUUUCUUCAGUAGCGGGGUAAUACAGGCCUCUUUGAAGACUGUGGGAAAUGUACCAGUGGUGAGAGCCGAGUUGACAAUGUGGGUCGAGCAGGAACAACCGCUGGAGAGAUGGCCUGGAGGAGAUGGAUGGGAUCUAGUGGGCAGGUAGUCGGGUGCUUAGAAGAAAUUACCUUAAAAAGUCAGCUUCAGAUAGAGGAGAAAGAGGGGAGCGAGCAUUUGUUGGGGGUUUGGGCAUGUUCAAGAGGCGGCGGCGCAGAGAGCCGCUGAUGGUGGUCGUUUUCUUUAGGAAGAAAGAUGCAAAAUCAUCAGCUGUUAAGUCCGAUGGAGUUGAGGGGGCAGGCGGGCAAAGAAGAGCAGAGGAGGUUUUAAAGAGAGUACAAGAGUCAGGCGAGUUGUUGAUUUUAGUGUGGUAGUACCGAGUUUUCGCAGAGGACACAUCAGCAGAGAAAUAAGAGAGCAGCGACUGAUAGAGAUAGAGGUCAGUAGGAUCUUUAGAUUUGAGCCACUUUCUCUCAGCAGACCUGAGCGUGGCGCGAUGCUCACAGAGAACUUCAGAUAACCAGGGGGAAGGGGAUGCACGGGCUGGCCUAGAUGUAAGAGGGCAUAAGCUGUCUAAGCAGGAUGUUAGUGUGGAGAAAAGAGUGUCGGUGGGGGUGAUCUGAGAGUGGAGCAGUAGCAAGUGUAGUUAAGAUUCACUAGUUAAGUGAAAUUGUUGAUCAUUAGACACUCACCUGUUGAUAAAUAAAUGGCAUAUAUUGAUGAGCUAACAUGUGAACUAUAUUUAAGUUUUUCUGACACUUAAAAAAACUCGCUCAACAACACUAUCGUGCCAUAUAAGUGUACAAUCAAACCAUUUUUCCACAAAAUGAUAACCGCUGCAGAUCUCUUAAAAUAAGUGAUCUAUCAGUGAAUUAUCAUUUGAGGGUUGGGUCAGAGCUCCAGACGCAUUCCAUCCAUGCAUGCCAAAUCCAACCAUAACAUGCUCAAAGGUCAAGCUUUCUGAGAAAUCUGUGAAACAAUGCAGAAUCCUCCAUUCUACAAUUUGACAAUGUUGUCAGGGAAAAAAGUCUCUAUAAAUACACAUUUACAGUGGAUGAGAAGUGCCCUGCAUAUCUACACUGUAAAACUUUGCUGUAAUUUUGCAGCAGGUUUGCCAGCAACUUACUGUAGAUUUAAUUUACUAUUUUGUUUUAGUGAAAGUGACCUAUUAGUCAGAUAUGUUGACCCAAAAUGUGACCUCUGCAUUUAACCCAUCCAGAGAGUAGUGAACACACGAACAGCAAGUCGUGAGCACAUGUACACCCGGAGCAGUGGGCAGCUAUCACUGCGGCGCCCGGGGAGCAGGUGGGGGUGCCCGGGCUCAAGGGCACCUCAGUCGUUGCCCGCUGGCCCUGGGAUUCGAACCAGCAACCUUCUGGUCACAAGUCCGACUCUCUAACCAUUAGGCCACGACUGCCCCUUUUAAACAACUUUUAAACAUUUUUUUAAACAUAAACUUACCUAGUUCUUAUAUUUUAUUUCAUAAAACAAGACUAAAUAUCUCAGGUCACUUUUUUGUUAUGUAAAUGUAUCGUAACUUAAGGUGUUUAAAAUAUUUUUGCUAGAAAACAAAACUGCUCAGGAAGAAUGUAAUUUUUUGCAGUCUAAUGCCAGUAAUGAGACCAGUCUCUUUUUGUUCAUUUUGAAUCUCAAAAGUGUUUUAAUUUUGAUUAAAAUAAAGUUGAACUCAAAUGAAAAACAGUACUAAUAGGAAAACAUUAAGUAGUAAUCAAAUCUACUUUACAUUACUUGCAAACCUGCUGCAAGACUACAGCAACGUUUUAAAGUGUUGCAUUCAGUACACAAGACACAUUUCUCUUAGAGUAAAAA
Molecule: messenger RNA, 9163 nt
Organism: Triplophysa rosa
Lineage: Eukaryota; Metazoa; Chordata; Actinopteri; Cypriniformes; Nemacheilidae
Gene: myocd
Product: myocardin
Exons: 16
Coding region: 383-3475 (1030 amino acids)
Biological process (GO): cardiac muscle cell differentiation; smooth muscle cell differentiation
Source: RefSeq, a predicted model, not a curated record